Molecule: messenger RNA, 972 nt
Organism: Neopsephotus bourkii (Bourke's parrot)
Lineage: Eukaryota; Metazoa; Chordata; Aves; Psittaciformes; Psittacidae
Gene: SGF29
Product: SAGA complex associated factor 29
Exons: 9
Coding region: 35-916 (293 amino acids)
Cellular component (GO): SAGA complex
Source: RefSeq, a predicted model, not a curated record
UCAGCGCGGCCGCCAUCUUGCCCCAUUGAUUUCAAUGGCGCUGGUCUCGGCCGACUCCCGCAUCGCGGAGCUGCUGGGGGAGCUGCACCAGCUCAUCAAACAGACGCAGGAGGAGCGGUCCCGAAGCGAGCACAACCUCCUCAACAUCCAGAAGACACACGAGAGGAUGCAGACGGAGAAUAAAAUUUCCCCCUAUUACCGGACCAAGCUGCGGGGCCUUUACACCACAGCCAAGGCGGAUGCAGAGGCCGAGUGCAACAUCCUCCGCAAGGCCCUGGACAAGAUCGCCGAGAUCAAAUCCCUGCUGGAGGAGCGACGCAUCGCGGCCAAGAUCGCUGGCAUCUACUCGGAGGCGGAGCCCCCCCGCAAGACCAUGCGCAGGGGGGUGCUCAUGACCCUGCUGCAGCAGUCGGCCAUGACCCUGCCCCUCUGGAUCGGGAAGCCGGGGGAGAAGCCCCCCCCGCUCUGCGGCGCCGUCCCGGCCGCCGGGGACUACGUGGCCAAGCCUGGGGACAAGGUGGCGGCGAGGGUGAAGGCCCUGGAGGGGGACGAGCAAUGGAUCCUGGCCGAGGUGGUGAGCUACAGCCAUGCUGCCAACAAGUACGAGGUCGAUGACAUCGAUGAAGAGGGCAAAGAACGUCACACCCUGAGCCGCCGCCGCAUCAUCCCCCUGCCCCAAUGGAAGACGAACCCCGAGACCGACCCCGAGGCCCUGUUCCAACGGGAGCAGCUGGUGCUGGCCCUGUACCCCCAGACCACGUGCUUCUAUAGGGCCCUGAUCCACGCGCCCCCACAGAGGCCACAGGACGAUUACUCGGUGCUGUUUGAGGACACCUCCUAUGCGGACGGGUACUCGCCCCCCCUGAACGUGGCGCAGCGCUAUGUGGUGGCCUGCAGGGAGAGCAGGAAGAAGUGACCCGAAAUGGGGCCAAAACGGGUGGAAAUGGGCAAAAAUGAGUGGGAAAAUGGGCG